CCAACAACAAUUUCGAACACUCAACGACAAAGCUAUAAAAUUCUCAAAUCUCACUCCAACCACUCAUCUUCUAAUCUUACACUCCAUCAAACGAAGUCAAGUCAUUAGUAAGACAUGAGGGCUUUGGCCUUCGCAGUUUCUUGCCUGUUGCUGUCCCAUUUGCUCGAAGCUUCAGCUGAGCAAUGUGGAAGACAAGCUGGUGGUGCCUUGUGCCCGGGAGGACUAUGUUGUAGCAAAUUUGGUUGGUGUGGUAACACACCUGACUACUGUGGUGCUGACUGCCAAAGCCAGUGCAGCGCCGGCAAAGAUCUUAGCAGUAUCAUCUCAAGAUCAACAUUUGAUCAAAUGCUUAAACAUAGAAAUGAUGGUGGCUGCUCUGCCAAGGGAUUCUACACAUAUGAUGCAUUUAUCUCAGCUGCCAAAGCUUUUCCUUCCUUCGGAAACACCGGAGAUGUUGCUGUACGUAAAAGGGAGAUUGCUGCAUUCUUUGCACAGACAUCUCAUGAAACUACAGGAGGAUGGGCGACUGCCCCAGAUGGACCAUACGCCUGGGGGUAUUGCUUUUUGAAAGAACAAAACCCAGGAUCAUAUUGUUCUCCAAGUCCUACUUAUCCUUGUGCUCCUGGCAAGCAAUACUACGGUAGAGGUCCCAUCCAACUCUCAUGGAAUUACAAUUAUGGGCAGUGUGGAAGAGCCAUAGGCAUAGACCUGCUAAACAAUCCAGACCUAGUUGCCACGGAUCCAGUCAUUUCUUUCAAAACAGCAAUUUGGUUUUGGAUGACUCCACAAUCUCCAAAGCCAUCUUGCCACGACGUUAUCAUCGGACGGUGGUCACCCUCCCAAGCUGACAGGUCAGCAGGACGAGUUCCAGGUUAUGGUACAGUGACAAACAUCAUCAAUGGUGGCCUUGAAUGUGGUAAAGGCUGGAAUGCUAAGGUUGAAGAUCGCAUUGGGUUUUAUAAGAGAUAUUGUGAUUUACUUGGAGUUGGCUACGGUAGUAAUCUUGACUGCUACAAUCAAAGGCCCUUUGGAAAUGGACUCUUGGACUUGGUAGAUGCUAUGUAAUUUCAUGUUAAGCUUAUGCUUAUAGACGUGAUAAAAUAAAUAAACAUCUGCCUUUGAAUUC
Molecule: messenger RNA, 1126 nt
Organism: Manihot esculenta (cassava)
Lineage: Eukaryota; Viridiplantae; Streptophyta; Magnoliopsida; Malpighiales; Euphorbiaceae
Product: probable inactive chitinase-like protein LaCIC
Exons: 3
Coding region: 115-1065 (316 amino acids)
Biological process (GO): chitin catabolic process; defense response to fungus; carbohydrate metabolic process
Molecular function (GO): chitin binding; chitinase activity
Source: RefSeq, a predicted model, not a curated record